Molecule: messenger RNA, 1680 nt
Organism: Talaromyces atroroseus
Lineage: Eukaryota; Fungi; Ascomycota; Eurotiomycetes; Eurotiales; Trichocomaceae
Exons: 1
Coding region: 1-1680 (559 amino acids)
Biological process (GO): carbohydrate transport; transmembrane transport
Cellular component (GO): membrane
Molecular function (GO): carbohydrate:proton symporter activity
Source: RefSeq, a predicted model, not a curated record
AUGGAAACCAAGGUCGUCCAUGUCGAAACGAAGUCGUCGUCCGUCCAGGACGCCGACACCCUGGGUAUCGACGAUGAAAUGCUGCUGAUGAUGUCGGAGCGUAUCCCAGAAUUUGCCGCAACAAUGGCCAGCGCAAGGCGGGCCUCCAAGUUCGAGCACGGCCUUACUAACUGGGAAGCCUUCAAGCUCUACCCCAAAGCCAUCUUGUUUUCCUUCGUUCUUUCGCUCGCCAUCAUCAUGGAAGGUUACGACACUUCCCUAUUGGGUUCCUUCUAUGCCUAUCCGGUAUUUGCCCAACGGUUCGGCGUGCUAGCCGACAAUGGUACCUACCAAGUUACCUCCAAGUGGCAAUCUGGCCUGCAAAACGGCACGCAGGUCGGUCAGAUCCUGGGGUUGAUGAUCGCUGGUCUGAUUGCAGACCGUUUCGGAUACAAGAAGACAAUGCUUGGUGCCCUCAUCUGUAUCACUGCAUUCAUAUUCCUGCUUUUCUUCGCCCAGAACAUCGGUAUGCUCUUUGCUGGUGAGGUCCUUUGUGGCUUGCCAUGGGGCGCCUUCCAGACCUUGACAACUACAUAUGCUGCCGAAGUGAGCCCUACUAUCCUGAGGCCCUACCUAACAACCUACGUGAACCUCUGCUGGGUGACAGGUCAGUUCAUCUCCACAGGUGUCCUCCGUAGUCUUCUCGGCCGCACCGACGAAUGGGCCUGGCGCAUCCCCUAUGCCAUCCAGUGGGUUUGGCCUGUCCCUAUCAUCAUCGGUGUCCUCUUCGCGCCUGAGUCCCCCUGGUGGCUCGUCCGCCACGGUCGAUCCGAAGAAGCCAUUCGCUCCCUCCGCAGCUUGACCUCCUCCCGUCGUGAUUCCAUGGGCUAUAGCAUGGAAGACACCGUCGCCAUGAUGCUAGUGACUAACACUCAAGAAGAACUCAGUCGUGAGGGUGUCUCCUACUGGGAUUGCUUGCGCGGCGUGAACCUGCGACGCACUGAGAUUGUAUGCUGCGUCUGGAUGAUUCAAGUAUUCUGCGGGGUCUGGUAUGGAGGCAACGUUGUGUAUUUUCUACAGCAAGUUGGCUUCACCUCCGACCAGUCGUUCGACUUUGGACUCGGCACCAACGCCAUUGGCUGGCUCGGUACUGUGUGUUCGUGGUUCAUCAUGCAGCGCGUCGGUCGUCGCACGCUGUACGUCUCCGGUCUGGCCAUCAUGUUCACUAUGCUUUGCCUUGUUGGCUUCAUGGGCAUCCCCUCCCAUCCAUCAUCAGCGAUUAGCUAUGCUUCCGCUGCCAUGAUGCUCAUCUUUGUGUUUACUUAUGACCUUACCGUUGGGCCUGUUGGAUACUGUUUGGUCUCGGAGAUCCCCUCCACCCGUUUGCGCAUCAAGAGCACUGUUCUUGCGCGCAACUCGUACAAUAUCGCCAGCAUCAUCGCCAACUUUCUCAACCCCCCUAUCCUCAAUCCUACUGCUUGGAAUCUCGGAGGCAAGGGCGGCUUUAUCUGGGCUGCCUUUUGCCUCUUGUCUUUUAUCUGGUGUUUUUUCCGUUUGCCUGAACCCAAGGAUCGCAGCCCCGCAGAACUUGAUGUCCUCUUCGAGAAGAAGAUCAGUGCCCGCAAGUUCUCCGGAAUGCGUGUCAACCCCUUCCGUGCUGAUAACUUUGCUAUCACUGCCGAGGACGCUGAGGGUAAGUAG